GUUUCGCCAAAGUCACAUGGAUGUGGUUAUCGCGUGUAUUUUCUAGGGUCACUGUACUGUACUGUACUUUUAUGUAAUAAACUCAAUGUAUUCGUGCUUCUCUCGUCUUGACAAACUAAUAAACCGUAUUCCUUUCCGGCGUUUUACUCAUCCGUCCGAUAUUCUCGUGUACGAUUGGUUACUAUCGACCAAUCGAGUUGUUUACUUUAUCUUCGAUGCGGUCGCGUGAUUUUAUCGCUGGCGAUUAGAUCGCCGUCGGUGUUUACGAGUCGCAUUUAACGUAAGCAAAGAGUUGACAAUAAUGGCUAACGUCGCGUCCGUCUUUAAGAGUAACCUAUUCAAUAAAAAGGUGGCCAUCGUCACGGGAGGGGCCACGGGAAUCGGCAGAGUCAUCAGCCGGGAGUUACUAAGUUUGGGAUGUAAGGUGGUGGUGGCAUCUAGAAAAGAAGAGAGACUGUCGCUGAUGGUGGAAGAAACUCGUCGGUGGAUGGAUGCCUCCCCUCCUCCAAUCACUGGCAUCAAGUGUGACGUCAGAAACGAAACUGAGGUUAAGAAAUUAAUUGAAACCACCCUGAAGAAAUAUGGAAAACUUGAUUAUUUAGUCAACAAUGGUGGUGGUCAAUUUUUAUCUCAGGCUUCAGAAAUAAGUAAAAAUGGAUGGGAUGCUGUCGUCAAUACUAAUUUGACAGGCACAUUUCUUAUGUGUAGAGAAGCCUACAAUCAAUGGAUGAAGGAAAACAAAGGUGUUAUUGUCAAUAUUGUUAUGAACAAUUACAGAGGUUCACCUAUGAUGGCGCAUUCAGCAGCAGCCAGAGCCGGAGUUCAGAAUUUAACUAAAUCACUUUCUAUAGAAUGGGCCGAGCAUGGUGUAAGAGUGAAUGCCGUUGCUCCCGGAACCAUAUAUUCAGAAACAGCAGCUAAAAAUUAUCCAGUAAAUGUCUUUGAUGUUGCAAAAGAUAAUUUACCUGCUAAAAGAUGUGGAACACCUGAAGAAAUAUCAGCAGUUGUCUGCUUCCUGUUAUCUCCCGCUGCCUCUUACAUCACAGGGGAAACUAUUUAUGUGGAUGGUGGUGAAAGAUUAUACUCACCUCUUUUCUGGAAAAUAUCAGAGCACCACAAUCUGCCUCCAUUUCCGUCCAAUCUGUAGCAGUCGGGAUAAAUCCAAAUUGUAUUCUGUCUAAUCACAUUGAUUUUCCUCUUCCAUAACUGAUGAUGAAUGUAUGACUAGUUUUGCCAGUUGCCAAAGUCUUUGUAUGAAGUUCCUGAGGCAAAACCUCACUGGAUUAAUUAUGAAAAGCUAAAUUGGUAUACCUCCAAAGUUUAAAGUGGCAAUUCAUUGUAGGAUAAAUUGGCCUCCCCUUUCUGGAAACAUCAGAUUUCAGGCCUGUAGCAAAUCUAAAGGAUACAGCUUCUGAUGGUCUGCUUGCAUUACUUCUCUUGGGAAAGAAGGCCAAAAACUUUAUCUAUUUUAUUGGCUUAAACAUUGAAUCGUCUGAAAGAGAUUGAGUGUUGGCACUCUGUGAACUGAUGGUUAUCUCUGUCAUAAUUGUAAAACAUAGACUAAUAAACAACAUUUGAAAAUCA
Messenger RNA from Centruroides sculpturatus (bark scorpion), 1584 nucleotides. Its product is annotated as peroxisomal trans-2-enoyl-CoA reductase-like. Gene Ontology annotation, biological process: phytol metabolic process. The record is from RefSeq and is a predicted model, not a curated record. Bases 302 to 1147 code for a protein of 281 amino acids. Lineage: Eukaryota; Metazoa; Arthropoda; Arachnida; Scorpiones; Buthidae. Gene Ontology annotation, cellular component: peroxisome. Gene Ontology annotation, molecular function: trans-2-enoyl-CoA reductase (NADPH) activity. The transcript is spliced from 8 exons.